Molecule: messenger RNA, 354 nt
Organism: Sphenostylis stenocarpa
Lineage: Eukaryota; Viridiplantae; Streptophyta; Magnoliopsida; Fabales; Fabaceae
Source: the annotation of a GenBank genome assembly
AUGCCGCGAGAGGCAUUCAUAAGCUGCGAUUGGGUGAAUGCCACUGUAUGGCUUUUGUCACCUACCCAACCCUUCACUCAUUCCCACAAACCCUCCUCUCUUUUUCAAUCCUAUCCAACCGCUUCCCACUGCCUUCCCUCUCACGCUCCCAACACUACACAUUCUACUCCCGCGCAUGCACCGCACUCUCCACUCAGUCAACUGGGAUUAUCUCCUGUGCUAAUGAAAAAGCUACUUAUUGAGGGUCCCUCUCUUUACUUACUCACCGAGCCCUGGCUCGUAAAUGCCAGAGGGGCUAACCACUUCCCACGCACAAAACUUUCUCCGCAAGUUCCACCCCCCUCGCCACAAUAA